AUGGCUCCUAUCCACUUGCACGGCUCUCCAGAAUACCACAACGCCAUGGCCCGCAUGCAAGAACGCCAGGCCUCUUGGUCACGAAAGGCAAGAGAGACAUCAGAGGCAUCCGUCUCAGCGUCAGGCUCAGGCUCGAGCCACUCGGAUGCAUCCCCGCCUACCAACACACGCGCACUCGCCAACCCCAACCCACCCCGCAAUGGCAAGAACAGUCGCUCAGAGGGCAAGGGAGCCCGCAAAAAGGUGGCAAAGGCAUGUCUCGCGUGCCAAAAGUCACACCUGACUUGCGAUGAGUGCCGCCCAUGUACUCGCUGCAUGAAGAAGGGUAUCGGAGACCAGUGUGUCGAGGGUGUCCGCAAGAAGGCAAAGUACCUCAUGGAGGGUGACGAGCGUGCCCAGCCGCCUCCUGUCCCCAUCCCGGCCCCAGCACCACAGCAGGCUGCUCCCCCUUCCCUUCCACCCAUGUCCCCUCCUGCUCCCCACUUUGGUGGCCAGCUCCCUGUCUCGAUGCUGCCUGGUGUCAUGACCGCGCCCCCUCCACCAGCUCCCGCAGAGACUGCACGCGUCCCCGACAACAUCUGGCUCACUGCACCGCUCCCCGAGGUGCAGGCAGGCCAGCAGACGCUCACUACCGACUGGACCCUCCCCAACGACACCUUCAGUUUCACAAACAACACGGCCAACCUCGAGUAUGAAAUGUUCGACUCCAUGUUUGGCUCCUUGUCGCCCAACUUCCCGCUCGCCGACCUGACCACUGCCUCGUCAACAGACAACUCGACGCCGUCCAUGUGGUCCAACUUUGGUCUCGGCGACCACAGCAACAAUGCCGCUGCCAACAACCAUUCGGGCAACCAGGCCGUGUCGACCGACGUCGUCCUGGGACAGGACCCCAACAACGCCCUCAACCCCACACUCGCGGCUGACCUGUCCCCUCAGAACAUUUACAAUGGGUGGACGCCGACCACGGGCGCCGUCGACGACAUGCUCGCAACCACAACUGGGAACGGGGGCGAGCGGCCCAAGAAGCUCACGCCCGAGGACGUGUAUGCCCGUGUUGUCAAGGCGUACGACUACACCGAGGGCUACCAUGUUCUCAUGCAGUACCUCACCAACAACUUCCAAAAGGACGAUAUCCUGCGUGUGGUCCGCGCCUUGGCCGUGUUCCGUCCUUCGCUCAUCGCCCUCCAAAUGCCCCUCACCGAGGAAGACGAAAUCUUCCUGGAACGCUCCUUCCAGCGCACGCUCAUCGAGCUCGAGAAGCUCAUCUCCUUUUCGGCCACCCCGACCGCCGUGUGGCGCCGCACGGGCGAGCUUGUCUGCGUCGCCCCGCAGUUUUGCAAACUCACAGGCAAGACCGAGGACGACAUGCUGCGCUCCCGCACCAUGUACAUUUACCAGCUGUUUUCCAAGCAGGCUGUGAUUGAUUACUGGGAGAAUUUCGCCGAACACGCGUUUGAGAACACGACCCAAAACUUCUUCCAGGCGACCACGCUCGAGACGGCAAAGGGGAGCGUGCCGUGUGCCGCGUGCUUUACCAUCCGCCGCGACGUGUUCGACCUGCCGAGCGUGGUCAUUGGGCAGUUUUUGCCCAUCCCGCCUGAGGCGGCUUAG
Messenger RNA from Apiotrichum porosum, 1611 nucleotides. RefSeq names its product Transcriptional regulator of nonfermentable carbon utilization (gene ERT1). NCBI's taxonomy places the organism in Eukaryota, Fungi, Basidiomycota, Tremellomycetes, Trichosporonales, Trichosporonaceae. Gene Ontology annotation, cellular component: nucleus. Gene Ontology annotation, molecular function: DNA-binding transcription factor activity, RNA polymerase II-specific; RNA polymerase II transcription regulatory region sequence-specific DNA binding; zinc ion binding. Bases 1 to 1611 code for a protein of 536 amino acids. The transcript is spliced from 5 exons. Gene Ontology annotation, biological process: cellular response to starvation; regulation of DNA-templated transcription. The record is from RefSeq and is a predicted model, not a curated record.